Molecule: messenger RNA, 1467 nt
Organism: Actinia tenebrosa (Australian red waratah sea anemone)
Lineage: Eukaryota; Metazoa; Cnidaria; Anthozoa; Actiniaria; Actiniidae
Product: putative histone-lysine N-methyltransferase PRDM6
Biological process (GO): regulation of gene expression
Cellular component (GO): nucleus
Molecular function (GO): protein binding
Source: RefSeq, a predicted model, not a curated record
UCAAUAUUAACUACAUUUCUUUUUUAUCUACCACAAAAAAAUCCCUGGUGACAAUCACUUCGUGCUGGAGUUUUGACAGCUAACUUGGUUUUUCGUUAUCCUGUCAAUUAAACGAAGACAUUUGGUGGAUUAACCUCAUAACUAAACUACUUGGGUUAUCCAAGGGCUCCCACAAGCGAUGAUUUCACCAGAGGAACGAAAGCCUACAGUUUCCUCGCCAUCAAAGGAUCGAAUUAAGGUUUCCUGGGAAGACUUCUAUGCCUUUCUUUAUGGUCAUCGUGAAGUGGUCGCUGUAGACCCCGAAAAUGUCAGACAUAAAUACGACAAAAAGAGACGAGUUAGUCAAGAAAAAUUAGAAACUGAAAAAAUUGAGAGAAGAAGGUCGUCUUCUCCACUUGCUGCACUGGUCUUCCCAGACGAGGUACAACUUUGUCGUUCAAGUAUUCCUGGAGCGAAGCUGGGUGUCUGUGCUGCACGUACCGUACCCCCCGGUACGUGGAUCGGCCCGUAUGAAGGGCAUUUAGUCACCAGAGAAGAGAUAAAACCGGAUACUGAUACCCGAUAUAUGUGGGAGAUUUAUAAAGAUGGAAAAUUCAACCAUUACGUUGAUGGCCAAGACGAAAAGACGUCGAGUUGGAUGCGUUUUAUCCAGUGUGCUCGUUAUAGGGAAGAACAAAACAUGACAGUAUUCCAGUAUUGCGGCAAUAUAUAUUACCGUGCUUACAAACACAUUCCCGCUGGACGGGAGCUUUUGGUCUGGUACGACGAGAAGUACUCGGAACUCAUCGAUAUCCCUGCAUUAUUGAAGAAUUUACCAAGAAAAGAAACCGGAACAGUUUGGAGGAAUCCUUUAGGAAGUCCGAACUCUGCCAUCCCAAGAGAAAAUGACAUGUUUUAUAAUGGAUUAGGGCAGGAAAACGGAUUGGACCGUUUAAGCCAACACAACGGAAUUUUUCCAAUGGAUCUGAACGACACCGGCGAAGUAAAUAUGUGGAAAUGUGGCCAGUGUAACCAGACAUUCAGUCAAAGAGUGCUUCUACAGAUGCACAUUUGUUCACAAGCUCCCGAUAAACCGUUUCACUGCGGUCACUGUCCCACUGUCUUUAAAGAUGCCAGCGAACUUCGUGAUCAUGUUGUCACUCAUAUCAACGAAAAACCAUUUAAAUGCGGCUUCUGUGGAAGAUCAUUCGCUGGUGCUACGACUCUUAAUAAUCACAUUCGAACACAUACCGGAGAGAAGCCAUUCAAAUGCCGAAAGUGCAAUAAGACAUUCACGCAAUCGACACAGCUGAGCAGACAUCAAAAGAACCCAGAGGAAUGUAUUCCAAGUUCAUCGGAGAAAUAGCAAGCUUUAGCUUUGUUCAUCUCUGAGUGGAAUAACUUCUGCUUAUUUAAAUUUCUGGCACAUUACUAUCGAUUGUUUCACCGAAGUACAAACCAUUGUAUAUUACCAAGGAACUUCUGCCC